Molecule: messenger RNA, 918 nt
Organism: Nerophis lumbriciformis (worm pipefish)
Lineage: Eukaryota; Metazoa; Chordata; Actinopteri; Syngnathiformes; Syngnathidae
Source: RefSeq, a predicted model, not a curated record
AUGGCGCCUCUAGAUUUGGAUAAAUAUGCGGAGAUCGCCAAACAGUGUAAAUACCUUCCAGAAAAUGACCUAAAGCGAUUAUGUGACUACGUGUGUGAUCUUUUGCUGGAGGAGUCUAAUGUUCAACCUGUUUCUACUCCAGUCACAGUAUGUGGGGACAUACACGGACAGUUUUAUGAUCUUUGUGAAUUGUUUCGAACCGGUGGCCAAGUUCCAGACACGAAUUACAUAUUUAUGGGAGACUUUGUUGACCGAGGAUAUUACAGUUUGGAGACCUUUACCUACUUGUUGGUGCUGAAAGCCAAAUGGCCAGACCGCAUCACUCUUCUACGUGGAAAUCAUGAGAGCAGACAGAUUACUCAAGUUUAUGGUUUUUACGAUGAGUGCCAGACCAAAUAUGGAAACGCUAAUGCCUGGCGUUAUUGCACCAAAGUGUUUGAUAUGUUAACAGUGGCAGCUCUGAUGGAUGAACAGAUCUUGUGUGUACACGGAGGCCUUUCUCCUGACAUUAAAACCCUCGAUCAAAUUCGGACCAUUGAGCGGAACCAGGAAAUCCCUCACAAAGGAGCCUUUUGUGAUUUGGUUUGGUCUGACCCUGAAGACGUUGACACUUGGGCCAUCAGCCCUAGAGGAGCAGGCUGGCUUUUUGGUGCUAAAGUCACAAAUGAGUUCGUCCACAUCAACAACCUAAAGCUGAUUUGCCGGGCACAUCAACUGGUCCACGAGGGCUACAAGUUUAUGUUUGACGAGAAGCUGGUCACGGUGUGGUCGGCUCCCAACUACUGCUAUCGCUGUGGCAACAUAGCCUCCAUUAUGGUCUUCAAAGAUGCUAACACAAGAGAGCCAAAGCUCUUUAGAGCAGUGCCUGAUUCGGAAAGGGUCAUCCCACCUCGAACAACGACACCUUAUUUUCUCUAA